Tarenaya hassleriana is the source of this 2046-nucleotide messenger RNA. RefSeq names its product protein IQ-DOMAIN 14-like. Lineage: Eukaryota; Viridiplantae; Streptophyta; Magnoliopsida; Brassicales; Cleomaceae. The transcript is spliced from 7 exons. Gene Ontology annotation, molecular function: protein binding. The coding region runs from base 377 to 1840 and encodes 487 amino acids. The record is from RefSeq and is a predicted model, not a curated record.
AGGAGAAUAACAGUCUUCUCUCUGCCUGCUCUUUUCUACGUCCGUAAGAACAGCUUUCUCGGUUUCACUGAGAAACCCUAGAAACAGAAGCUACAAGACUGUUGUUGAGGAGUGAAAGCUCAACAACUGAACACCUUUCUGUCUCCGGCAGCUCUCACACAGAUAUCGACGAGAUUUCUCCAUCUCGGAUCACUUGAAGAGUUUUCCAUGCACGGAACCCUUGUUUCAUUUGGAUCAUGUUUGCUAGAGCUUUUGGCAGUUGAAGCUGGUCCUCUUCUGCUACACAAAACCAAUCAUGGUAACUUGGACAGUCUGCCGAAAUCCUCAACAUCCCAUCUGUAUAUAUAAAUCUCGGUAGAAAACUGAUGAUAGAAAGAUGGGGAAGGGAGGAAGCUGGUUUUCUGCAAUCAAAAGGGUCUUUUCGCCACAUUCCGGGGAGAAGCUAGGCAGCGUAAGUGAGCAGGAACAGGAGAGAAACUGCACGAAAGACAAGAAGAAGAAGAAGAAGAAAGGGUUUGGGACAAGGCAUGGAGAGAACAAUUCUUUUCUACCCAUGUUCAGGGAGCCUAGCAGUAUCGAGAAGAUCUUGGGCGAGGCGGAAAGAGAGCACAACCUUGUUUUCAGACCUCCAAUAUCUUCCCCCGACCGAUCAAAUUCAUCGUCAGGCCCUGGUCUUCCUCCUGUUAGGCCUGCUUCUCCUAGGGUUCCUUCUCGAAGAUCAGUUCCUCCUAAAGUCCCUUCUCCAAAGACUCCUUCGCCAAGGGCCACUUCGCCUAGGGUUGUGCAGAGACAUGAGUUUGUCUAUAGACCAGAGCCGACUCCCGAUUUCCAAAACUCUUCUGCCAUAAAGAUCCAAUCAGCUUUCAGAGGUUUCAUGGCGAGGAGGAGUUUUAAGGCUCUGAAAGGUCUGGUAAGGCUUCAGGGAGUGGUGAGAGGACACAACGUUAAACGCCAGACAACGAAUGCAAUGAAACACAUGCAGCUACUGGUCCGUGUCCAAAGCCAGAUCCAAUCACGUCGAAUUCAGAUGUCGGAGAACCAAAAAAGUGGCCAUGCAAAACGGACCCGUAGCUCGUCUGAAACUUGUAAUGAGGAUUGGGAUGAUAGUGUACUGACAAAAGAAGAAAAGGAAGCGAGGUUGCAGAGGAAAAUUGAUGCCAUAAUCAAGAGAGAACGAUCCAUGGCCUAUGCAUAUUCUCACCAGUUGUGGAAGAACAGUCCCAACUCUGUCCAGUUUAGUCUGACUGGUUUUCGUUCUGGUGGGUUCCCUCUAUGGUGGAACUGGUUGGAGCAGCAACUUCCUCUGGCUACUCCUUCCCAAAGACCGAGCCAACCCUUGAAGGACUCCAGGUUCACACCAUCACGGCCCAGCCCUAGCAGACAAAACCAUUUCAACUUCGACACUCCAACUCCCAAAUCAUCAAAAUUCACCAUCCUCACUCCUCCAAGACCUGUCCAAACACCGAAACCAUCAAGAAGACACUCAAGAGGACGAAGAAUCCUAGGUUCUCCUUUCAAAGACGAUGACAGCCUCACGAGCUGCCCUCCCUUCUCAGUCCCAAACUACAUGAACCCAACGGUCUCGGCCAAAUCUAAAGUGAGACCGGACAGCAAUCCAAACGGAACACCGAGCAGCACCGAGAAUAGGAGGCUGUCUUUCAAAUGGAACAAAGGGUCUUUGUUCAUUAUCAACAACAACAAGGACAAGGGUUCAGGUUCAUCUAAUGGAUUUGUGUUGGAGAAGCAUAAGACUAUCCAAUCCAUAGGUAAUCUAAGCGUAGAUUCCGCUGUAUCCAUGCCGGCUACAGUUGGGAGGAAGCCAUUUAACAGAUUUGCGUGAUUUUUUUUUUGUUUCCGUUCAGGUUUUUUUUUGAGUUACUUUAUCUUUGCUUUGAUUUUUUCAUUAUUACUUCGUUUGUGGGGGGUGGCGUUGAUUUUCGGGAGCUUUCUUGUAAUUUGGAUCACGAAACUACGGAUGUAAUCUAAUAACAGAAAGAACAGUGGCAAACGGAUUGGCUUGAAGAACAAAUCGAAAAUACUUCUUGA